AUCCCAUUUCCCAUGGAGUGUAUAUUUAUUUCCGAUAUUACAAAACACAUGCAUACUGCUAAUGAUGUGAUGUGCCACCUCAUAUCAUGCAAUUUUUCUUCGAUGAACAAAGCCAAUAACGUAAAAUUGCCCAGGGCUACAGCCCCGGCAUGAAAGGGUUCUCGCUGCUGAACGCUGAGGAAGCCCAAGGUUGUCGCCUCAGAACAAAGUGAUCAUCAUCUGCGCUUUGAGUAGGGCAUGUGAGAAGGCGGCGCCUUAAGUCUCAUGAGCCGGCUCAUAACCCAUGCCCUACUCUACCUUGCCGGCGACCAGACUAACACUCCGGGGAGCGCAGCCAACUGCCGGACAAGCUCCGCUUAAAGAUCAUUGUACGUUGCAUGUAAUCAAUGGCGUAGCCAACACAACGCCACGCCCAGGGCCAGCUUCAGUGCUACAGGGCUAAACAGUACCAAAUCGUCAUAUUAUAUGUACAAUGAACGAAGAAAGUUGUUGCCACGCCCUGGGCCAAGGCCCCUGUUGCCCGGCUUCGCUACACCACUGUAUGUAAUAAUAUGGAUUUGAGAUUUGCAGGUAUCCAGAUGUGGAAUGCAUUAUUUAAGACGUGACCGGUUAAUGUUAGCGGACGCGUCCGGACGUGUACACGGGUGUUUGAGAGGUCGGACUUGUCAAAUCCGGCGGUAGAUGCUCUCGCAUGUUGUUCUGCCCAUUCAUCUGCACCGAUGACACCAAUAUGCAUACUAAAUACAUCACAUUUGGCGCCACACGGACGCAUUCAACUCCCAUACAAUUGCCACCACUCGCCAGCUGCUGUCGCUACCUCAGGCCAGAGAUAAGAAUCGUCGAAUGGCAACGGUGAUAACUACGUAUACUUACGUGCCAUGCAUAGUGAUUGUCGAGCUCUGUCCCUCCGAAUAUUACAUGCAAAGCCAGAGCUAAAAGCACAGUACACAAGUCAGGAAAGCUAUUGUAAUCAUUUCGCUAGGUUUAGCUGCUUACUCGGUGAUGACUUCCAAGCAGACGCUCGUCGUCGCGAUCGCCGUGGCCGCCCUCACCAUCGCCUUCCUUCCGGGGCUCGCCGUCGCCAUGGAACACGUGGUCGGCGACGACAAGGGCUGGGCCCUCGAUUUCAACUACACGGCCUGGGCUGAGGCCAAUCAGUUUGUGAUCGGCGACACGCUAGUGUUCGAGUACGGGAUCGCCGGCCACGACGUGGUGGAGGUGGGCGGGCCGGAUUUCCUCGCUUGCAACCAGCCGGAGAACGCCGUCGUCUGGUCCUCCGGUGAGGACCGGGUCGCGCUCCACAAGGCCGGACCGCGGUGGUUCUUCUGCGGCACGGACCAGCACUGCGAGAGGGGGAUGAAGCUCAAGAUCACCGUCCUCGAGACCGCCCCACCGGCUCCCCAACCCAAGCCCCCGUUGGUUGCUCCACCGCCGUCCAGCCCCGCAGGCAAGCUGGGGGCGUGCUUGGGGGAGGCAGCUGCCGUGGUCACCGCGCUCGCCGUGGCCAUGCUCGUGCUCUAGGCUCCUACUCCAUCGACAAGGUUUCUACUACAUAUCUGACCCAGCGAGACCGUCGUGUUAUUAUACCGUUGUGAAUUUGAGCCCUUGAAUUUUUCUUCGGUCCAAGAUUCAUUUUUUUUCUUAGUAUGAAGGUGUGAGUGUUUUUUUUUAUUACUGAAGCAUUU
This is a messenger RNA of Triticum urartu, 1685 nucleotides long. Lineage: Eukaryota; Viridiplantae; Streptophyta; Magnoliopsida; Poales; Poaceae. The record is from RefSeq and is a predicted model, not a curated record.